UAGAAUAUUUGGGGUGCAGUGUAAUGACAUAUUUACCUUUUACAGAUCAUGUCAUUAAUUUUGUUACUUUCUGAAAGAUUACAUUUCCUUUUUUUUGGGGGGAUUACAUUUCCUUUUUUUGGGGGGGGGGGAAUAUUACACUGCACCCCCAAUAUUCUACACCAUUAUGACUGUUAUUCAAAUUUCAAAUCCUAUAUAUAUCAUUUUCCCCCUAAAACAAAAGAGAAAAAACCCAAACACCAUAUUUUGUGUGCAUUUCAAAGCUCCAAAACGCCAUGAAAUCACCACAAAUUUCAACUCCAAAUUCCUCCAUUAAAUUAUCGUCGUCAUUUGUUGUCAUUGAAUCAGAUGAUAAAGAGAGCUACUACUUCCCGGAAUGUCGAAAAGAUACCAAUUGCGAAAUUUGCAUAGCAAGUUUCAAUGCCGCCCUCGAUCUGAUGCACAAGAAACCCAUAAAAAAACUCCCCAUGGCUCGAAAGCUUCAUUUUCCGGAUAUCUCGGUUUCUCACAGCCCAUCGACUACUCUUUCGACCCCCAAAUCGAGUAGCAACAGGUCUGCUUCUUCGUCUAUGUCCCCUCCGCUGAAUUCUACAGUGAGUGUGAGUUUUCACGCGAAGGUGAAGCGGAGGAAGAGUGGAUUCGGGUUUGGGGUUUUGCUGAUGAGGUUGAUUUUUGGAUUGACGGUUGUUUUCGGGUUGGAGUUAGGGUUUUCUUGGAUGGGUUCUGGAGGCAUCGAUUUUUGAUGGAAAUGAUUAAGAAUUUGAGUGAAAAAUCAUGGGGUUUAAAGGAUCUUGAAGAAAGAUUGAUUUUCUUGAAAAUGGAGCUUGAUGGUUUAAUCAACGGCGGAGAAAUAGCAAGUUGUAACCCUCUUCAUUCUACUUGGACCAUCAACCAGGUAAAUGCUGGAUUAUUAGUUUUGUUGUUCUAAGUGUAUUGCUUAUGUCUUCAUAAAUGUUGCGUUAGAUAAAUGUUAUUGGCUGUAAAUUCCAACUUUUUAGUAUUUUUCUGUGUCUUCGGAUGAUACAAUGGAUCAAUCAUUUGCUUCAUUGGUUCCAACGGUGGCAGCUGCGGAAUCUGCUGUAUUGUGGUUAAGUCAGUUAAAAAGAUGAGAAUUGGAAAA
Molecule: messenger RNA, 1120 nt
Organism: Capsicum annuum
Lineage: Eukaryota; Viridiplantae; Streptophyta; Magnoliopsida; Solanales; Solanaceae
Exons: 1
Coding region: 276-743 (155 amino acids)
Source: RefSeq, a predicted model, not a curated record